AUGGCUGCCAAUGGUGCUCAAGGGUUUGUAACCACUGCUGCAAUGCUUCCUGCGGGCUACAUUUGCCCCCCUGGUGCAAAUGUUGUAGCCCCCACUGCUGGUAUACCUGCUGAGCCUGCUCUACCUCCUGUUCCUCCUAUUGCUCCUUCUGCAUCUGCUAAGGUGGUUGUUCCACCAUCUAGGCCUGCUAUGAGGUGGACAAAUAACACCUCUGGAUUUGUGCUGAGGAGGCUAUGUAACCUAAUAGAGAGUGGUGCUAGGGCUGAUAAGGGGUUUAAGGAGAAGGAUGUAAACCAGGUGGCUAAGCUCCUUAUGGAAUACACUGGGGAGGAGGUCACUCCAACCCAAGUGUACAACCAAUUAAGGAAGUGGAGGCAGAGGUGGGGUAGGAUCUCUAAGCUUAGAGACCUUAGUGGUGCCCUUUUUGAUGAUGAGGUGAAGGCAAUCAUGCUGGACCCUGAGCAUUACCAAGGCCACAUCAAGGACCACCCAAAAGAUGUUGGGCUCCUCAACACCCCUAUCAGAUUCUAUGAGGAGAUGCAGACCAUCUUUGCCACUAGAAUGGCUAUUGGUAGAUUUGUUGGGGAGAGUAGCAAGACUGAGCUGUUGACUUCUGAUGGUGGGAGGAAGAAGAAGAGGCCAUGUUUCACUGAGGAGGAGGUGCUGGUCAUGACAAACAUGACUGAUGCGGUGAACAAUGUAGCAAAUGCCUUAAGAGAGACUGGACCUGCUUUCAUUGAUGGUGACCUCUACCAUGCUGUCAUGGACACUCCACGGUUCUCUGAAGAAGCCCUGAUUGUUGCCUUCUCUGACCUCCACGACAACAAGGCACAUGCCACUGCUUAUGUGAACAUGGUGGAUAGUCAUAGGAUGGAUAUGCAGCAGAACAAAGGUGGUAUGGCAGCACAGGCUGCUACCAUGGUUGUUGUAAUGGCUUCUAUUGACUGCAUAGGUGCCAUUGAUGGUACCCAUGUGCUAGCAAGGGUGCCCAGGCACAUGCAAGGGCCCUUUAUGGGUAGGAAAAGCAGUUGCACACAGAAUGUGAUGGAGGCUGUUGAUUUUGACCUGAAAUUCACUUAUGUCCUAGCUGGGUGGGAGGGAUCAGCUCAUGAUGCAUUAAUCCUUGCUGAUGCCCUUGAAAGGGAUGGGGGUCUCAGUGUGCCUGAAGAGAAAUUCUAUCUUGUGGAUGCUGGUUACGCUUGCAGACCAGGCUUCAUGCCUCCAUUCAGAGGUGUAAGGUAUCACCUAUCGGAGUAUUACCCGUAG
Sorghum bicolor (sorghum) is the source of this 1266-nucleotide messenger RNA. RefSeq lists its product as uncharacterized. The transcript has 6 exons. NCBI's taxonomy places the organism in Eukaryota, Viridiplantae, Streptophyta, Magnoliopsida, Poales, Poaceae. The record is from RefSeq and is a predicted model, not a curated record. The coding region runs from base 1 to 1266 and encodes 421 amino acids.